UGCUGCGGAAGUGGCCAUGCGCGUGACGCCACCGGCAGGGGGCGGGGCCUGGGCGGAGAGCGGUUCGCGCGCUUCGGGCCUAGUCCGGACUCGCCUCCGCCGCCGCCAUAUUCCCGUGGCGUCUGCCUCACUUUGUCCCUUCUCCGGGCGCGGGAUCGUCCUUCUGGAGCCAUGUCAGAAGGAGUGGACCUCAUCGAUAUCUAUGCCGACGAGGAGUUUAACCAGGACCCAGAGUUCAACAAUACAGAUCAGAUUGACCUGUAUGAUGACGUGCUGACGGCUACCUCACAGCCCUCAGAUGACAGAAGCAGCAGUACUGAGCCACCACCGCCUGUCCGCCAGGAGCCCUCUCCCAAGCCCAACAACAAGACCCCUGCGAUUCUGUACACAUACAGUGGCCUGCGCAGUAGGCGAGCAGCCGUCUAUGUGGGCAGCUUCUCUUGGUGGACCACAGACCAGCAGCUGAUCCAGGUUAUUCGCUCUAUAGGAGUCUACGAUGUGGUGGAGUUGAAAUUUGCAGAGAAUCGAGCAAAUGGCCAGUCUAAAGGGUAUGCUGAGGUGGUGGUAGCCUCUGAAAACUCCGUCCACAAAUUGCUGGAGCUCUUGCCAGGGAAAGUUCUCAAUGGGGAAAAAGUGGACGUGAGGCCGGCCACCCGGCAAAAUCUGUCACAGUUUGAGGCCCAGGCUCGGAAACGUGAGUGCGUCCGAGUCCCGAGAGGGGGAAUACCUCCACGGGCCCACUCCCGGGACUCUAGUGACUCUGCCGAUGGACGGGCCACACCCUCUGAGAACCUUGUCCCCUCAUCUGCCCGUGUGGAUAAGCCCCCCAGUGUGCUACCCUACUUCAAUCGCCCUCCUUCAGCCCUUCCCCUGAUGGGUCUGCCCCCACCCCCAAUCCCACCCCCACCGCCUCUCUCUUCAAGCUUUGGGGUCCCUCCUCCUCCUCCUGGCAUCCAUUACCAGCAUCUCAUGCCUCCCCCUCCUCGAUUACCUCCUCAUCUGACUGUGCCUCCCCCUGGAGCCAUCCCACCUGCCCUUCACCUCAAUCCAGCCUUCUUCCCCCCGCCAAAUGCCACAGUGGGGCCUCCACCGGAGACUUACAUGAAGGCCUCUACGCCUUAUAACCACCAUGGCAGCCGAGAUUCAGGCCCCCCGCCCUCUACAGUGAGUGAAGCUGAGUUUGAAGAGAUAAUGAAGCGAAACAGAGCAAUUUCCAGCAGUGCCAUUUCCAAAGCAGUGUCUGGAGCCAGUGCAGGGGAUUACAGUGAUGCAAUCGAGACACUGCUCACAGCCAUCGCGGUCAUCAAGCAGUCAAGGGUGGCCAAUGACGAGCGCUGCAGAGUCCUCAUCUCCUCACUCAAGGACUGUCUGCAUGGCAUCGAGGCCAAGUCCUACAGUGUGGGUGCCAGCAGCAGCUCCUCCAGGAAAAGACAUCGGUCCCGGGAGAGGUCGCCUAGCCGGUCCCGGGAAAGCAGCAGGAGGCACCGGGACCUGCUUCACAAUGAAGACCGGCACGACGACUACUUUCCAGAGAGGACCCGGGAACACGAGAGACACCGGGACAGAGAGCGGGACCGGCACCACUGAGCAGGCAUGUCGUAAGUGGCCAGAGGAGAAGGAGUCUGAUUGGAAGCGGAUGUUUUUAAUGGACUCGCAUCGUAUCUCCACCUUGAUCAGGACUAAAGGACGGAGGCUGCUCCACUCUCCCCUCCCUCGACUCCCCUAAUCCUGACACCCAGGGAACCCCUCUGCCCCACAGGUUUGAAGACGCUUGGUCCUUCGUGGCCCCAUGCCUCCUGUUGCCUAGGGAAGAACCUAAGCCCACAAGGCCAGGGGGCGGCAGACAGGAAGCAGGCUUGUGCUGGGCCCCGGAACCAGAGAAUGGUGCUUUGCCCGAAGAAACGUGCGUGUUUCUGGCUCCAGGCACAGACUGUUGAUGGGGGCGGAAAGACUUCUUUCCUGAGGAAACGGGUCCUCCUUGCAGAUCUCAGAGGUGAUGGCUGUGCCAAAAUCCACAGGCCCUGUCUUUAGCACUAGGUUUGAGGGGCGGAGAGUGCCCAAGCCCUUGCCGUGUACCAUUUGUUAAUGCCAUUCCCGUCCCCGCCCUUUGAGAAGGGACCAGGAGAAGAGAUGUCACCUAGUGACAAGCUCCUCUGGUCUCAGUUUCCCUUCACAGCCUGACGGUUCAUGUUCCUGACUGCUAGAGCCGUCUGGCUCCCCGCUGCCCUGUGUCCCUGGUCCUGCCCUUGGCGGAGAGGCCAUAAGGCCAGAAGCUGUGUGUGCGUGCAGUGGCCUCCCACAGUAACCAGCUCUGGGUUCCUGUCCCCAUGAAGUAUUGAGUCCCGCAGGCACCCUCCCCCAGGAAAGCUGCUUCCUUGUUUUAGAGGAAGUCACUGCUGCUGGGAGAUGGGGCUCUCUGCACCUGAGCAGUGAAGAAGCCCAGCCAAGUGGCAGAGGAAGAGUGGGGAGGGGGUAGCCUGGGCAGGACCGGCCAACUCCCGCUCUCCCUUAUUUGGACUCAUGUCUGCGUAGGCUGCGCACAUACCACACACAUCCCUCACUGCAACAAAGACGGAGUCAGGUUUGGUGUCCUUUGGCCUUCUGACUUGACUCCAAAGCGCCACUGUCCCUUGGGCCCUUCCCAACUCUGAGGAGGAUCGAGGGAGACACAGCCUCCUAAGGACUAGUACCCGAGCUGUUUUCCACCCAGGCAGAUGAAAUUGUUUUUCCGAAACACCUGAACUACCUUGUGGUUGUUGCUGAGGCAGCAGCGGCGGCAGCAGGGUCCUGGAGUCCCCAGGGCAAGGCCAUUCUGCAUGUGUCCCCACGACACAUGACACCAAGCAGGAGGCCAGGUGGGGCUGAGGUGCAGGGUCCCAGGGACCCUUCUGGUUUGGGCGAGAGGCCAAGUGGGACUGAACCCUCCCUCUGUUCCCAGCACGUUUCUUAAGUACCCCUCAGUCACUGGGAGCCCCAGGGUUGGAGGGGCGCGUUUCUUCAGGACAGGCUACAGACUGGCUCUUCCCUGCCCCCUAGUCCUGUCCCCUUCGGCCUCAGGUCUCAGACCGCGGCCCCACCCCCCUGGCCAAGUGGUAAGUGAUGUGCUCACUUAUCCUUGAGAGCAGCUCCAUGUGUCUUUUUAAAAUGUAGAGAAAACCAAGUAAGGGGAGUCUAGGGAAUACUAGAGAGUACCAGAAAAGCUGUUUACCUGGAGAAUUAUUUUCUCCCCAGUUUUUUGUUUUUACUCAAUGACACAAUUUUUAGUUUUACUUCCUGAUAGGAAAAGAACCCCAACCCCUAAGAAGGCCACGGCCCCAUCCCUAACCCUGUUGUCGGUGAUUUGUUUGUCUUUCUGAUAGGUUGAAAAUUGUGUAAUAAACUUGAUGACGCUGUCAA
Cavia porcellus (domestic guinea pig) is the source of this 3396-nucleotide messenger RNA. RefSeq names its product cleavage and polyadenylation specific factor 7 (gene Cpsf7). Gene Ontology annotation, cellular component: mRNA cleavage and polyadenylation specificity factor complex. Bases 172 to 1587 code for a protein of 471 amino acids. NCBI's taxonomy places the organism in Eukaryota, Metazoa, Chordata, Mammalia, Rodentia, Caviidae. Gene Ontology annotation, biological process: mRNA alternative polyadenylation. The record is from RefSeq and is a predicted model, not a curated record. Gene Ontology annotation, molecular function: mRNA binding. The transcript is spliced from 11 exons.